AUGGGCUCAGGGAGGACGCUGAAGUUUGCUGUCUGCGAGGUGUUGCAGUUUGCAGGCCUGUGUGUGCCACUCUUCAUCGUCAUGCAGAGGUUUGCCAUCAUCAUAGCAAAGGUCAAAAACUCCGCACAGCCCCCAGGUGAUGGCAGCACGGCUUACUGGCUGAUUGUGGCCUCCUCCAUCGCUUACGUCACCUCCACUGCCCUGCUGGUCUGGGUACCCCUGAAGUAUUUGGUCUUUAUGAAGAAGAAGCUUCUCAUUGGAAGGAAGAAGUGGAGACCUGUGGCCCUCGUAUACGUGAUUCUGUCCACAUUACCCUGCUUUGCCUUUCUCAUCGCUAGCUCUGAGGUGCAGAUAAAUAACAGCAUGAAACAUGAUACAUUCACGGAGCUCCCAGUAUCACUUGUCCUCUUCUCACUCAUCUGUAUCGAUGUUGUGGAGAGGAUACGCCACUGCAGACUGACCGGGCAGGCUAAUGACGUGGAAAGAGAUGCUGAAAUCCCUUCCACUGUCCUUACACAUGUAGAGCAGGUGACACCAGUAACUUCCAUCACUCCAGCUGUGCCGGGGCCAGCUGUGCCCGGUCAAAGUGUGCCCACACCGAUGCAACCUGGGGCAAGCCAACACAAUGACAGGAACCAGAAUGGAGGAGGAGCCCGACCAGAAACCAACGGAACAGUCCCUGGGAUACCAGCGACACCUGGCAGGCCAUUCAGCAUCUCUGGACUGAGUUCUCAAUCAGCAAGUUCCACAGCAUAUCGCAUAUCUCCGUACGCCUACACUGGCCCUCUGAGGUUCUUGUGUGCCAGUGAUGCCCGUGCAGAUGUGUUUGUGGACAGCUUUAUGUUCUGGAUGGAUACAGUAGAGAUGGUUAGAGUGGCAGGACACCCUCUGGUUUACUACUCAGGCUGGGUGUUCCCUAUCUACAUCUUCAGCUACGUGUCCUGCCUACGAGUGGUGGUCAUGCCCCACAGCCCCUUGCUGUCCUCACUGGGAGUGGCCCUGCAGGACCUACCCUUCUUCUUUGUUCGUGUUGGCCUCAUUGCCGUCUUUGGCUUUGUCACACCUGUACUCUAUCUGAUGAAGAACCUACUGGUCUGUCUGGCCUUUGUCUAUUUCAACUUUAUGACCAAGUUAAGGGUCUUCAACACAGAAAGGAUGUUCUUUUGA
Melanotaenia boesemani (Boeseman's rainbowfish) is the source of this 1167-nucleotide messenger RNA. RefSeq names its product transmembrane protein 236-like. The transcript has 4 exons. NCBI's taxonomy places the organism in Eukaryota, Metazoa, Chordata, Actinopteri, Atheriniformes, Melanotaeniidae. The coding region runs from base 1 to 1167 and encodes 388 amino acids. The record is from RefSeq and is a predicted model, not a curated record.